Diatraea saccharalis (sugarcane borer) is the source of this 2534-nucleotide messenger RNA. NCBI's taxonomy places the organism in Eukaryota, Metazoa, Arthropoda, Insecta, Lepidoptera, Crambidae. The record is from the annotation of a GenBank genome assembly.
GCUUUUGUUUAGUAUGUUGUCGUUAACUUUAUUAGUAGAGUGAAGUGCCUGACAUUAUGUGGACUCGUGUGUGGUUCGUCGCCGCAUGCGCAGUGUACGCUGCAGGUGACAUCACAGCUCCCGCGCAAGAAACUUUAAAUAUCGGUGAUGCAUUGGAAACUUCAAUCGAGACCUUUAAGUACGAUAACUUCAUUUGUAGCUUAGAGACACCAAAUAAUGAAAUAAUCCAAUUCGUGCAACACAAUGAUUGGAAUAGAGAAAAAUAUGAACUACGAGCGCCGAAUCCUAUGACUGGAUGUGCUGUUACUGUCACCAUAACUGGUCCUGAAGAUAACGGAAUAUGGAGGCUGUUCAUUGAAUUCGAAGACAAAACACCUGUCAGUAGAUUUUUUAAUGUCUUUGUUAAAGGAAUCCAAGAUAGCGAUGCAUUAAACAACGAUGAAAGAGAAAUAGAAAACCUCGGCUCAAAAUUUAUUACUACUCAUGUUGGAGCUUUACAUAAAGUUAUUAUUAAUAAAUAUGAUUUAUUAAAAACUGAAAGCUGUCAUUUAAUAAGCAACGAUGGCACAGAAUAUAACAAUACGAACAUAGAAAGUGCAAUCAACAAAUUUAUAUGGAUAGAAGAUAACAAUGUAGCAUGUGGAGUUCAAUUUGUAGCUGGGGAAAAUAUGAUUGGAAACUGGAUAUUGUUCUCAAGAGAAAUUAGACAUUCUAUUGAUAGAAUUGAAAAAAGACUAUCUUUUAAUAUCUACAUCGAAGAACAUGUUGAAGCUAUGCCUGAAGAAAUUAUAGUUGCAGCUGGUAACAAUGUUCAUAUACGUUUAGUUAAUUCUCCACCAAAAUACCUUCAACAAACUUGUAAGCUUGUGGGGCCAAAUCAAGAACUGACUCAACGAAAUUACGACAGAGACGACAACAAUAUUGAAUCAUGUGGUUUUAUAAUAAGAAAUAUUCAAACCAUGGAUAAAGGAAUUUGGCAUAUCAUAUUUGGGAACAGCAUUAUAUACAAAGCACCCGUCCAAAUUACUGUUAUCGGAGAAGAUGGAGAUUUCACACGUUAUCUGAAAUGGACUAUAGACAGCUCUGUAGAUGUGUCACUUGGUCCAGAAAACGCAACAUAUUGCCGAGUUGCAGAUCCAGCAGGUCGUACGGUUUUCGAAAACUUUAGCCAGUGUCGCAUCACCUUGGAUAGAGUCUCUCAAAACCACAAAGGAACUUGGAUUUUGAUUGUGGGCUCACCGGGCAGGAUUAUAACAGAGGAACAUAGGAUCGACGUCUUCGUGACCGAUCUAGAACCGAGACCAAAGGUAAUCACAAGCGUAGAGAAACAGCAGACAGAGGUACUCUUAUCAUGCGUACUUCCUGGUGACCACCAGCUGCGAACCUGUAAGUUCAGGGACCCCCAAGGCAGGGUGCUCCUUGCUUUGGAAGGCGUAGAAGAAGACCGCUACUCAUUCCACGAAGGAAACGUUAAUCAUGAAUCUAAUGUCAGCACUGUCAGCUGUGCUCUUCGUAUUAAAAACCCAGUUAAUACAGACCUCGGAAUCUGGCGGUGCGCUAUGGAGACUGCUGAUGAUGAUGUGUACUUCGGUUUCUUGCAAGUGGCUGACAAUGUCGUCACAGAACCUACUUUAUCUGCUUAUGAAAGUUAUAUAACCAGAGUAGAAGGAGAGUCUGUGACUAUGAGUUGCUCGAUUCAGUCCGAAAUUAGGUACUGCUACUUCAGAGCUGAUAAUGGAACUAUCUUCAAUGUCAAUCCUGGAAUGAGUACAGACAGUAUGGAAUACGUGGGUGCCGGUUUCGAGGCCGGCGAGUGUGGUGUGAUGAUGCACAAGCUUCAACAAGUGGACUCCGGCCUUUGGAGCUGUCAUGUAGGCCUGCCAGGAAACUCUUCUAUGUUCGCACCAGAACAACAGAAGGGCAUAAUGAUCGAUAUAUUACCAAUUUUCAAAGUAUCUCAGGGGUUCAGGCAUAUUCAGGGUGGUAUGGAAGUGACCGGCCGCAUUUACGAGUCACGCGCAGUGGAUUAUUGCCGAUACAUACGCAUCGAUGGGCAAGGAUUCACAGAUGACAAUCUACCGAUAUAUUACUACAGCUCGAGUGACACCGACAAUGGUAUCUGCAGAUUAUAUAUUAGGAAUCCUACGCUUAUUGAUAAGCAUCCGUGGACGAUCGUCACGAGGGUGCGAGGGCAACGCGAGGAAAUAUCCAGAACCACAAAUCCCAACUUUAUUUUGCCACCGACACCGCUGCCACCGCCAGUACCACAACCACCAAAUAACAUUAACUCUUGGCACGCGGCCAGAUUUUGGAUUAUGAUCACGAUGCUGAGUGUGACCAUUGUCUUCUUUGGCCUUAUAAUGUCUGCGCAGAAGAAUAGACGCUGGACCUCGGAGAGGGCGGCGGCUUUUAGAAACAGCUUCCGUUAUAAGAAGAAUCCUGACACAAGGAAUGAGAAUUCGCAAGUGUCAGCUGCUUAAAUUUUUAAAGUAAUUCUUAUUUAACCUUCAUUAAUUAAAAUUUAUGUAUUAUCU